Messenger RNA from Peniophora sp. CBMAI 1063, 456 nucleotides. NCBI's taxonomy places the organism in Eukaryota, Fungi, Basidiomycota, Agaricomycetes, Russulales, Peniophoraceae. The record is from the annotation of a GenBank genome assembly.
AUGGGUCGCAUGCACGCACCUGGCAAGGGCAUUUCGUCCUCCGCCCUUCCCUACCGCCGCACGCCUCCCUCGUGGCUCAAGACGAGCCCGGAGGACGUUGUCGACCAGAUCGCAAAGCUCGCCCGCAAGGGUCUCACGCCCUCCCAGAUCGGCGUCACCCUCCGUGACUCGCACGGCAUCCCCCAGGUCCGCUUCGUCACCGGUAACAAGAUCUUGCGUAUCUUGAAGAGCAACGGUCUUGCGCCUUCGAUCCCGGAGGAUCUCUGGCACCUCGUCAAGAAGGCCGUCGCCGUCCGCAAGCACCUCGAGACUAACCGCAAGGACAAGGACUCCAAGUUCCGUCUUAUUCUCAUCGAGUCGCGCAUUCAUCGUCUUGCCCGCUACUACAAGACCAAGCAGCAGAUCCCGCCGUCGUUCAAGUACGACUCGGCGACUGCUUCUACUCUCAUCGCCUAA